Molecule: messenger RNA, 1014 nt
Organism: Linum tenue
Lineage: Eukaryota; Viridiplantae; Streptophyta; Magnoliopsida; Malpighiales; Linaceae
Source: the annotation of a GenBank genome assembly
AUGUCGAAAACAGAGCAACAGAAGUCAACGGCCGCCGACGAAGGAAUCAAGCAGUUGGUCUCAACGUUGCCCACAAAACCAGACUGCAAUUCCACCACCAAUCUUCUCUACCAAUACCAAGGAUUUUGGUACCACCAAUUUUACCUUGAACACCUAAUCGCAGCUCAAACCCACUUCACCCCUGAACCCAACAGCACCAUCCUCUGCAGCUACCCGAAAACCGGCACCACAUGGCUCAAGGCCCUCUCUUUCGCCAUAACCACAAGAACCCACUACCCGCCCUCUCAAUCCCCUCUCCUCUCCCGUUUCCCCCACGAUUGCGUCCCUUUCUUCGAGCUCGCCCCUUCGGUGGCUCGAAACAAGUUGCUCGUCGCGACCCACAUCCCCUACACUUCCUUGCCGGCCGCCGCCGCCGCGGCUUCCGGCUGCAAGCUUGCUUACAUCUGCCGGGAUCCCAAGGACGUGGUGGUUUCUCUGUGGCAAUUCCAGAGGAAACAGAAGAAGGAGGAGGACGACGACGGCGACGCCGACAUGGGGAUCGAAGAGGCUUUCGAGCAGUUCUGUGAAGGCAAUUCCGUUGCCGGGCCGUACUGGGACCAUGUUCUCGGGUACUGGAGGGCGAGUUUGGAGUUCCCUGAGAGGGUUUUGUUUGUGAGAUAUGAGGAAUUGAAGAGGGAAACGGAGAGGUGCGUGAAAGCAUUGGCGGAUUUUUUGGGUUGUGGGUUUAGCUUGGAGGAAGAGAAACAGGGGAUUGUGCAGGGGAUUAUUGAUCUGUGCAGCAUAGAGAGCUUGAAGGGAUUGGAUGUGACCAAGAAUGGCCGUUUCGCUCCGACGGAGAGCAUGCCGUAUACUAUACAUAACAGCUCGUUUUACAGGAAGGGGGAGGUUGGUGAUUGGAGGAAUUUUUUAACAGAGGAGAUGGGAGCUCGGUUGGAUAAGAUUAUGGCGGAUCGGUUUGCUGGGUCUGGGUUGGGACUCUGGUUUUCUGCUUCAAAUCAAGAAACGACUAAUUGA